ACAUGGAUAAAGGUGUCCAGCCUUGAGGAGUUGGGUGUGGAAACAAUUGUACUGUCGUUUGACCACCAAAAGGCCACAAUGGAAGUCAGUGAAGUGAGCAGUAAAGGAGCUUCAGAAUUUCUGGCCUCUACAGACACUGUCAACAAUUUUGCCCUCCACUUUAAAGCUUCUUCCUCAGCCAUACGUACCACAAAGGAACCAGUCAGUGUCUUGGUCAAGAGGGUGCAGGAACUGUUUAACCAGAAAUACAAGGACGUCGGGGGUGUUGGGAAGAUUCCAUACCAGUCUCUUCGAAAUCACAAUGUCACCAUUCAUGCUGCUGGAUUGCCCAAAGGCCUAACAUUAAAAAAGCCAUCUUUCUAUGGAAGAAAACAACUAGAGGACAUAAUAAAGGCUGAAGAUCAGAUUUCUUUCCAUAUAGGUGGAGAAAAUGGGGCACAAUCACAGACUGUGGAAGAAAUACUGGAUGCCAUGUGUGGAAACGGUAGGUUUCUUGUGUUUAUUAUAGUUGUCAUGAUCUGUGUUUUUGUUUCUAGUUGUUUCCUGUCGUCACGCCAUGUCCUGUCUUAUUUUGUUAACUUCCUGUCACUCUCCGGUUCCCAGUAUCCACACCUGUUACCCAUCAGUAAUCAGCACCUGUAUUUAACCUCCACCUCUUACCUACCCCAGUCGCCAGAUUGUUGUAUUCGAAGUUCAUUUGUGUUCCGUGUUUCCUGAGCGUUCCGUGUUUCUCCAGUGUAUUCGUUUUUCAUCAGUGUCGCUUGUUUCUUAAGCGUUCGUGUUUCUUGAAAGUUCGGAGUUUCGUUCGUGUUUUUGUGUCUCCGAGUUCCCCGUGUUUCGUGUUCCGGUUUUGCCUCGUGUAUCCUGCCUGACCCUGGACUGCUACUGACCGUGAGUUUGCCUGAUCCCUGCCUGUAUUUUUGCCGUAACCUUUUGUGUAUGACCUGGACCGUCCGACCCUGCCGUGAAAAAUAAACCUCAGUUUGAUUAUAA
Molecule: messenger RNA, 993 nt
Organism: Betta splendens (Siamese fighting fish)
Lineage: Eukaryota; Metazoa; Chordata; Actinopteri; Anabantiformes; Osphronemidae
Exons: 4
Coding region: 79-717 (212 amino acids)
Source: RefSeq, a predicted model, not a curated record